AACCCCUGCAAAAAGUCGUAAGAGUGACUAUACAGUAACUUUUCACUGAUUAAAGGAAUAAGUCACUGAUAAGACCAUGGGAGUUGCAAACUCGAGAGACUAUCAACCAACGAUAACAGUUGUGCUGAAAAGGCGCAAUGAGCCCCUGAAGAAAGAUAAGCCCAAGUGGAAAAGUGAAUAUCCUAUGACAGAGGGCCAGCUGCGCAGUAAAAGAGAUGAAUUCUGGGACACGGCUCCAGCUUUCGACGGCUGUAAAGAGAUCUGGGAUGUGCUAAAAGCUGCAGCUGUAGCGAUUGAAUGUAAUGACCAUGAGCUGGCACAGGCUAUUGUAGAUGGAGCCAGCAUCACACUGCCUCGUGGGUCCCUUAUGGAGUGCUAUGAUGAACUGGGGAACCGCUAUCAGCUCCCUGCAUACUGCUUGGCUCCUCCAGUCAACCUGGUGUCAGAGUGCAAUGAUCAUAAUGUGUCUGAACAUUCUGAGCUACAGGAGAAGAAGGAGAAGGAGUUCCAACAGCUUCAAAUUCAGGAAGACAUUGAUGCCACCAAGCAGCGCUGGUUUUUCUCUGGAAAGCUCACGGAUAAAACACGUUUACAAGACACCAAGCUCCAGAAGGACUUUGUUAUACAGGUCAUUAUUAAUCAGCCCAUUGUUCCCAACUAA
Messenger RNA from Carassius carassius (crucian carp), 661 nucleotides. RefSeq names its product ubiquitin domain-containing protein 1-like. NCBI's taxonomy places the organism in Eukaryota, Metazoa, Chordata, Actinopteri, Cypriniformes, Cyprinidae. The coding region runs from base 77 to 661 and encodes 194 amino acids. The record is from RefSeq and is a predicted model, not a curated record. The transcript has 3 exons.